Messenger RNA from Punica granatum (pomegranate), 498 nucleotides. Lineage: Eukaryota; Viridiplantae; Streptophyta; Magnoliopsida; Myrtales; Lythraceae. The record is from RefSeq and is a predicted model, not a curated record.
AUGGCAAGUUCAGGGGUGACCUUACUUUUACUGGUGCUUGUCUUCAUGUUUUUGGCUGCGCAUGGGACUGCUCGGGCGAUCCCUGGCACUCUCAAUCACCAUGAUGACAACAUUAACAAUAAUGGUAACGAUAAUAACAACAUGAAGCAUGAGGUCAAUCCCAAGGAUGAAGCUACUCCGUCUGAGUGUGGUGGCAGCGAAGACCAGCUCGAUGAUCAGAAGAACUUCAUUCCUAUUGGUGGAGGGAUGGGAGGUGCAAUGGGCGGCUUUGCUGGGAUGGGAGGCUAUGCGGGUAUCGGCGGAGUGAUGCCAAGGCUCGGUGGGGUAGGGGCAGGAAUGGGGAGUGGUUUCGGGAUGGGUGGUGGUUUUGGGGCAGGUACUGGGGCCGGGUCUGGGAUGGGAGCUGGACCAUGGGGUGGCCUCGGUGGGUUCCCGAUCGGUGGGCUUGGCGGUGGCUCCACUGGUGGAGAUGCAGGCGUCCCCCUUCCUCUCCCCUGA